Enterobius vermicularis (human pinworm) is the source of this 588-nucleotide messenger RNA. Lineage: Eukaryota; Metazoa; Nematoda; Chromadorea; Rhabditida; Oxyuridae. The record is from the annotation of a GenBank genome assembly.
AUGCAGGAAGUAGCCAAUCCAAAACCUUAUGGAAAAAAAAAUGGUUUUUACCACGAUUAUACUAAUAUUUCUGACUUUCCUGCAGGCGGCUCAAAAAACGAAACAGUACCACCAAAUCAUGAGGGUUCGAAGCCAGCUGUAUCAUCUCACCGAUCUCACCGUAAUUACACAGUGGCUGUUGGGAAACGAAUUGGUGUUUAUAGAAUUAAUGAAAAUUACAAUAAAACUGAACCAAAUCUUGAUUUGACUGAAGAGUACGGCGAUGGGGCAGCUACUAAGUUGACCGAAUUCGAUAAGCUCGAUAAGCAAAAGAGUUUGGUAUCAAUCAGUACUGUCAGUAGUGGUACAACCGAAACUGUCCGUACAAGCUCAAGUUUUAAUAACUUCAGUUCUUCUGUCUCAACAAAAAGAAAUACUACAACGCAACGUGUAGAGGUCAACGGCGACAGUUUUUUGCAGAGGCCUCAAGUUGAUUACAAAGACCGCUAUGUUGAAGGUUAUUUUCACAUAUUGGUUAUUGUCGACGCAACUUUUUUGUUGAUUACAUGCUUGGCAUUUUUUGUUGUGUUAAGAAAUGCUGAGCACUGA